GGCAAUGUCCAUGCUAAAACGGGUUAUAUCCACGAUGAGUCCUCUAUCCGAGUGCUCUAUCUAUCUCUGGAAAACAGGCACAACUCCGAUAUAGUCGUUUUUGAAAGUUGGGUUUAUUUUCGUGGACAGAUUUUGGGCGGAGUAAAACCUCUUGCUUCGCAUCUUCCCCUCUGGCGCUGCACAUGCUAAAAUAUAUUUUUGGCCACUACAGGCCUCUAUCGUUCUCUAUGCACCUGACCAAUCAGAAUCGAGCCGACGACAACAUUGAAUUUCGCUUUUAGCCAACUGGGACGGGAAAUCCGAGUGACGCAACAAGCUGUCAGCUGUUCUUGUUUUGCUUCGGGUUUUUUCCCUUCUUCUUUCUCCAGAGUGUCUGGUCUCUUCUGCACUAAAUAAGAACAUUUAUGGAACUCAGAUUUGGAUUCUAAAAACACCGGAAAUAAGGAGUUCAAAACACUCUGGCCUAUGAUUUAGAUCGGUUUAUUGUUAAAAAGGCGAUCGAGAUUUCUUCUCAGCUGGAUCCUCAAUCCGACGCUAUCGUGCCAAGAGGCAAAGCCGAUCCCAGGCCUCUGAUCCAGGGCGGAGGGAGGGAAAGAGGUCGCUGGGAAUCGGGAUGGAGACGGGAGAGGGAGCAGACGGUCCUAGCGGACCGGGUGAACCGGGAGCCGGGCCGGGGACGGAGCUGACAGGGCUUGGCUGCGCCUCUUUCAACCAAGACUCCACGUCAUUGGCGGUGGGAACCAAGACAGGCUAUAAGCUGUUCUCUGUGACCUCAGUGGACAAACUGGACUGCAUCUACGAGAGCGAGACCCCAGACGUGUACAUCGUGGAGCGGUUGUUCUCCAGCAGUCUGGUGGUGGUGGUCAGUCUCUCCAUACGCAGACGGAUGAACGUCUACCACUUCAAGAAGGGAACGGAGAUCUGCAACUACAGCUACAGUAACAACAUCCUCUCUGUCAGACUCAACAGACAGAGGCUGGUGGUGUGUCUGGAGGAGUCAGUGUACAUCCACAACAUCAAAGACAUGAAGCUGCUGAAGACCCUUCUCAACACGCCCUCCAACCCUUCAGGUCUGUGUGCUCUGUCCAUCAACCAUUCCAACUCGUACCUGGCCUACCCAGGCAGCUCCACCAUCGGAGAGAUCAUAGUUUAUGAUGCCAACAACCUGAGCACUGUGACAAUGAUCCCGGCCCAUGACAGUCCCCUGGCUGCUCUCACCUUCAACUCGUCAGGCACCAAGCUGGCCAGCGCCUCGGAGAGGGGUACUGUAAUCCGCGUGUUCUCCAUCCCAGAGGGACAGCGUCUGUUUGAGUUCCGCAGAGGGAUGAAGAGGUACGUCAAUAUCAGUUCCCUGUCCUUCAGUCCUGACGCCCAGUUCCUCUGUGCCUCCAGCAACACUGAGACCGUACACAUCUUCAAACUGGAACAGCACGGACCCAGUGGAGAGGAGGAGUGUCCUACCUGGGGAUCCUAUGUAGGGAAGAUGUUCUCUGCAGCCAGCAGCUACCUCCCAGCCCAGGUGUCUGGAGUGAUGAGUCAGGAAAGAGCCUUCGCCACUGUACGCCUCCUAGUGGCCGGGCAGAGGAACGUCUGUACCCUCGCUAUGAUCCAGAAGCUUCCUCGUCUGCUGGUGGCCUCCUCCGACGGACAGCUGUUCAUCUAUAACGUCGACCCUCAGGAUGGAGGAGAGUGUGUCCUGGCUCAGAAACACAGAUUGUUUGGUGAGGAUGAGGACAAGGAGGAGGGGGUGGAGUCAGAAGGGUCAGAGGUCACAGUGCCCGUCCAGGCAUGUCCAUCAUACGCCGCCACUGUUGCCAUACCAACCACCGGUCCAGUCACUACCACGCUUACAGGUUACUCUGAGGAUGGUGGGGCUAAGAAGGGCGAGGUGAUCCCAGAACAUGAGUUUGCCGCUGGUCCCGUCUGUCUGGAUGAUGAGAACGAGUUUCCUCCAAUAAAUUGGUGCCGCGACGGAACUCGAGGUGGCCAGGGGCGUCGUCUGUGAGGGUAGAACGAAGGAAGGAAGGAAGGACAGGAGGACAGACAGGCGGGCGGACAGACAGACAGACAGACAGACAGGUGUCUGUUGUACACGUUAGAACACACUAACACCUGGUCUGGAACCACAGGACUUCCAGGAGAGCCGUUACAUGACCCAGGACAAAAUAAACCAGAUGGAAAAAAGACUCUCAUUUUAGGGUACUAAGUUAUUUUUUGAAUUAAGUGAUUAAAAAAAAAAUAAUAAUAAUUAUGAUUUCUAAUUGGGAGGGGGGGGGGCAGGACUGGGUGUUUGUGACCCGGUGUGUUGGGGUGUGUUACAGUCCUGGGUAAAAUAUAUAAUGUCAAACACUUUCAGAUACCAAUAUGUCCUAAAAGGCACCCUAUUCCCUAUAUAGUGCACUACUUUUGACCGGGACCAUAGGGCUCUGAUCAAAUGUAAUGCACUAUAUAGGGAAUAUAGUGCAAUUUGGUACACAGUCCAGGGCUGUGCUUAGUUUAGUUCAGUGGUUCCCAACCCAGGGGUACUAGGAGAGGGUACUAGAGGGGGUACUAGAGAAGACUCAUGAGACCAUAGGCCUACUGGUCAAAAUGCACAUGAGGGGGUACUUCAUGGGUACUCUGGGCAGAGCGAAAUUCAGUUGGUGGUACAGUAACCGAAAAAACAAAAACAAAAAGGUUGGGAACCACUGGUUUAGUGUUUCCUGUAUAAUGGAACCAAUGAAACCGAUUUGAAUAUUCCCAAGAGGACAAACUCCAAACUAAAUCAAGGUCACAAAGGCUCCGUCCCAGAUGGCACCUUGGAAGAGCAGUGGAAGUAGUGUGUCUCUCCUCCAUGUAUGUGAUCUGUCUCUGGUGGGUUAAGACUCUACUGUACCAGGUGCAUGACUGACAUGUCCGAAAUAUAACCACAUUUUUUUUUAUAGCUACAUACAUUACUUGACAAAAAAUAUUUUAUAAUAGAAUAAUUAAAUUGUUUAAUUAUUAGCAUCAUCAUAACUUUGUAUUAUGUUUGUUCUUAUUUUUAUUAACAUGAUGGUAUUUAAUCGAAAAAGGAGAUUAACAGUUUUUAUUAUGAUGUUUAUUUUGUUUUAAAUUCUGUGUAUUUGGAUGUAUUGAUACUUAUUAAAUGUUUACAUGUACACCUAUUGGACACGAUCCAGCAGGUCGUUUUGUAUGUACGUCCUGAUGAUAUCAUUUGUAAAAGUGCGAAGUUUUGCGGAUUGCACAAGACCAAAAAAGAAACGACACAGAAACAAACAAAUAAAGAAGUAGACUGAAGUAGGAAUGGAAUUAUGCAAAUCA
Salvelinus namaycush (lake trout) is the source of this 3303-nucleotide messenger RNA. RefSeq names its product WD repeat domain, phosphoinositide interacting 1 (gene wipi1). Gene Ontology annotation, biological process: autophagy of mitochondrion; nucleophagy; protein localization to phagophore assembly site. Gene Ontology annotation, cellular component: phagophore assembly site membrane; cytosol; extrinsic component of membrane. The transcript is spliced from 15 exons. NCBI's taxonomy places the organism in Eukaryota, Metazoa, Chordata, Actinopteri, Salmoniformes, Salmonidae. Gene Ontology annotation, molecular function: protein binding; phosphatidylinositol-3,5-bisphosphate binding; phosphatidylinositol-3-phosphate binding. The coding region runs from base 614 to 2005 and encodes 463 amino acids. The record is from RefSeq and is a predicted model, not a curated record.